Molecule: messenger RNA, 1287 nt
Organism: Fusarium proliferatum ET1
Lineage: Eukaryota; Fungi; Ascomycota; Sordariomycetes; Hypocreales; Nectriaceae
Exons: 1
Coding region: 1-1287 (428 amino acids)
Molecular function (GO): arylesterase activity
Source: RefSeq, a predicted model, not a curated record
AUGGCUUCAAAGUCUUCCGCAGUCGGUCCAAAGGCCUUGGUUGUAUCAGCCCUCACUAUAGGUCUCGGUGUUUUUCUCGCCCGCCCCGUUACUCGUGUCACGACCGUUCUCGGCUUCUUCCGCACUCCAUCGUCCACUAUCGUCUCGGAUGCAGAUUUUAUAACCAUUGACGACACAAUUGUCUGCGAGGACGUGCAUCUUCACUCUGGGCUGCUCUACACAGCGUGUGAAGACUCGUACGCGCCGCGGUUCUCGUGGUUCCCUGGUCUGGGCGUUCUGCACGAUCCCCUCACGGCUAGCAAGUCGCGUGGGUCUAUCCACGUCAUAGACCCCAAGACGUUCAAGUCGAAAAGACUGGAGUUUGAGGGUUUUCAGGGACCGUUUAUCACGCAUGGUAUUGAUGUUAUUGAUGAUCCUAAGGAUAAGAAUGGAGUUUAUAUUUUUGCCGUGAAUCAUCUCCCCAAUCCCGAGUAUCUUCAGCAUAUUGUUGAUGGGAAGAAGGAGGCGUUUGGCGGAAACAAGGCUGCUUCUCAGAUUGAGAUCUUCCAUCAUCGCGUUGGGUCUUCUUCGGUCAAGUAUGUUCGAUCCAUCAGCCAUCCUUUGAUCCAGACUCCAAACGACAUUGUUGCUCUGUCCCCGACAAGCUUUUAUGUCACGAACGAUCACCAAUAUCGUGAGGGUCUUAUGCGACAGGUUGAGGAUAUGUACUAUGGUGCGAAAUGGUCAAACACGAUUUAUGUCGAAAUCACCGAUACUGCCUCCAAGGACUCAACAGCCGGGUUCAGUGCUUCCGUCGCUCUGACAGGCCUCCAUAACAACAACGGCCUCGGCCACGGGAAAACUCCCAACGAAAUCGCCAUUGGCAGUGCAGCCAGCGGAGACGUCCAUAUAUCCACCGUCAGGCCAGACCAUACCAUCCAAGUCCUAGAAACUAUCCCAUUCGACACGGCCGUCGACAACCCCUUCUACUACAGCGAUAAGUUUGCUAGUGGAGAUAACGACAGCAGUGGCUAUGUCUCGGCUGGUCUUUCAAAGGCCUGUGAGCUUGCAAACAGCAUUGGCAUCGACACUGCCACUGAACCAGUAACGGUAUGGCUUGCUCAGCGAAAGAAUGGAAAGUGGGAGAACAAGAUCCUGUUUGAAGAUGAUGGAAAGAGACUGAGAUCUGCGGCCACAGCUGUGUUGAUUGGAAUUGAUCCAAAGCUUGAGGGGGGUAAGAAGAAGGGUUGGUUGUUUGUCACUGGGUUUUAUUCACAGCAUAUUGCUGCUGUCAAGGUCGAUCUAUGA